UUCAAAGCAAAUGUGUGUAGUGUGGCGUGUGCAUAUUGUGCAAAGAAGUGCUAAUCAAAACACAAAUAUCGGACGCACGGGAUUUUACCCUUUCUUGAUUUAUCUGUUUGGAAGAUACGGUCGCGCAUUCGAAAUUUUCCUCCACGGCUUUCAUUAUUUACUCGGCCCGGCGGAAUCGAAAUCGUCGCGAGUUCGAGGGGUGCGUAAUUGUUAAGAUUCCCAUAGUUCUUCCGGCGAGUUUUUGUUGAUCCAGCAAGCGGAGGAGAUGGCCAACAGUGUAAGGCCGGACAAUUGGCGAGACGUUAUCGCGGCCCGUCUGCGGGAACGCAAUAGGAAUGAGACCUCGCGUUAUGCCGAUAUCAUACUAUACAACAACCGCCUGUUCGAUACGGCCGCAAAGCUGCGGCAAGAGAAUCUAGAGCUUAAAAUCGACAAAAAGAUUCGCGACAGCACCGGAAGCACCGCGGGCUCGGAUCUGGCCGCCAUCACCAACGCCCAAAUUCAGUCACUGGAGAAGAAAAUUCUCGCCCAGCAGGAAGAGCUGACCGAUCUGCACAAACGCAAAGGCGAACACUCGCAACUGAUCAUCAAUCUCAACCAGAAACUCACGGAACUGCAACGAACCCUUGCCGAGAAGGUGCAGGCCCUCGCGGAACAAGGUGCCAUGAAUGUGGCGCUCCGGGAAGAGCUGGACGAGCUCAAAGUCAAUCACAUCACGGUCAAGGAUGAAUCGCUGGCCUUGCAGCUGCGGGCGAACACGGCGGAAGAGAAGCUCCGCACGAUACAAGAUGAGAACAACAAACUGUUGAAUCUGCUGAUGGAGUACAAGUGCCGGGAUGCCGAUAUCAUGAACAAGGAGAACGAUAGAUUUAUUAAGGAGAAGAAAGCUCGGAUCGAAAGUGAGUUGGAGCGAGCAAUUAGAGAUAUUCCCGGACCAUCGUCGCUGUGUGGAAUGGGUGACAUGGAUCGGUUCGAUUUCGGCUCCGACGGACCACCCGAGGGUAUAGAGUUUAAGUUUGACGCCCAUGACGGUGAGGUGAAUGCGGUUCGCUGGAGUCCGAUCGAAAGAGUUGUGGCUACGGGUGGUGCUGACAGGAAGGUAAAGAUGUGGGAUGUUAGCAAAGGAGUCUGUGAACCGCGCGGUUCGUUGGUAGGCAGUAACCAGGGGAUAAAUUCGGUGGAGUUUGAUACUACCGGUUCUUUCCUAUUGGCUGCGUCGAAUGACUUUGCUAGUCGCGUGUGGACUGUGUGCGAUCAACGGUUAAGGCACACGCUGACCGGUCACAGCGGGAAAGUGCUGGCGGCAAAAUUCCUCGGUUCGGCCUUUGUAGUCACUGGUAGUCACGAUCGCACGCUUAAGAUCUGGGACCUCAAGAAUCGUUCCUGUACGGAGACCAAAUUCGCGGGUUCCAGUUGCAACGAUUUGGUUACGACGGACAGUUUUUCGGUGAUUAGUGGCCACUUCGAUAAGAAGAUCCGCUUCUGGGACACUCGGACGGCGGACUGCACCGCCAACGAUAUAUCGCUGCAGGGCAAGAUCACAUCGCUGGACCUGUCGAAGGAUGCCAAGUUUCUGCUCUGCUGCGUCCGGGACGACACAAUCAAUAUGCUCGAUUUGCGCAAUAACAAGAUCAUCCGAACGUUCAGCGCGGACAAUUUCAAAGUGGGAUGUGACUGGGCCAGGGUGGCAUUUAGCCCGACUUGUCAACGACUGGCCGCUGGUGCUUCCGAUGGUUCCGUGUACAUUUGGAACGUUAAUGGUCCGCUGGAGACGGUGUUGAAAGAUCCCAACGGAAGUGGGGCCGCCGUAACCGCCGUCAGCUGGCACCCGUUCAGCUCCGUCCUGGCAUCGGUGGACCGGGCCAAAAAGUGCACAAUCUGGUCCAACGCCUAACGAUCUGCGACCAGCGUCUCGCCCGACCGGUCUCGAUGAUUCCGUUCCUAUCCCCGGGGCUCUUGUGCCAAUAUCAUCUUGCCCGCGGAUAGAGCUCUGCUGCCUUCACGACGGAUUUGCAUCGCACGAUGAUGAUGAUGAUGAUAUGACAGUGAGCCGAAUGACGACGACGACGACGACGAUUAUUAUUCUCUACAAGACGACGAUGCGCAAUUGGUGAGAUGUAUUUUUCUACGGGGUGAGCAAAUCUCGCAGUUUAUGUGCAGCGUUUGUGUUUGUUUGUACUCGUGAUUCCAUGAUGCUACCUUUUCUUAAGUUUUUUUCUCAUUUUUUCUUCUGUUUUAAGUUUUCAAAAUCGCCGAAAUUGUUAGGCUAAUAUAUGUUUGCUAAUGUUUACCAGUUUAUACGAAAAAAUUAAAAAUAAAAAACAAAUGUAAUUACGCAGUUCUGCCGUCAAGAGCUGAGUUCAAC
Molecule: messenger RNA, 2365 nt
Organism: Toxorhynchites rutilus septentrionalis
Lineage: Eukaryota; Metazoa; Arthropoda; Insecta; Diptera; Culicidae
Gene: Atg16
Product: autophagy-related protein 16-1
Exons: 7
Coding region: 266-1894 (542 amino acids)
Biological process (GO): autophagosome assembly
Cellular component (GO): autophagosome membrane
Molecular function (GO): protein binding
Source: RefSeq, a predicted model, not a curated record